AUGUCGACUCCUUCGCUCGCUCCUUUCAUCAACAAGCGCCCCUGGCUCCAGCGCUGGAUGAAGCCGCUUUCCGAGUGGUACAUGGACAACGCCGGUUACCGCAAGCUGGGUCUGCGUGCCGACGACUUGAUCCCCGAGGAGAGCCCCGAGAUGCAGCUCGCCCUCAAGCGUCUCUCGCCCAAGGAGGCCUACGACCGUGUCUUCCGCAUGCGCCGAGCAUUCCAGUGCUCGCUAGCACACCAGCUGCUCCCCAAGAGCGAGUGGACCAAGCCUGAGCAGGACACCCCAUACCUCUCGCCCAUCAUCAAGGAGAUCGAGGCCGAGCGCACUGAGCGCGAGGACCUGGAGUCGAUGCAGAUCACCAAGCCCAAGUCGAAGUAAAUGCAGAGCCCGCCAUCCUAGG
This is a messenger RNA of Dissoconium aciculare CBS 342.82, 403 nucleotides long. RefSeq names its product 14 kDa subunit of cytochrome bd ubiquinol oxidase. Gene Ontology annotation, biological process: mitochondrial electron transport, ubiquinol to cytochrome c. The record is from RefSeq and is a predicted model, not a curated record. The transcript is spliced from 4 exons. NCBI's taxonomy places the organism in Eukaryota, Fungi, Ascomycota, Dothideomycetes, Mycosphaerellales, Dissoconiaceae. Bases 1 to 381 code for a protein of 126 amino acids.